Messenger RNA from Caenorhabditis sp. 36 PRJEB53466, 6817 nucleotides. The record is from the annotation of a GenBank genome assembly. NCBI's taxonomy places the organism in Eukaryota, Metazoa, Nematoda, Chromadorea, Rhabditida, Rhabditidae.
AUGGCGGCCCGUCAACGACGCCUUCUCCUCGUCACGUCGUUCGUGAUCCACGUGGCGUCCACUUCUGGUAGGCUGGCUUUUAAAAAAGCGAAUCCCAAAAUACCCCCCCCCCCCUGGCCAAUUUUGUUCGUUAUCACUCGUUUCUCAAGUACGUCUCGCUGACCGUUCGACGCGAGAAAAAGCGAAUUUUGGGGGGGGGGCAAACAGACAAUAUCGACUCAAGACGUUCAAAUGUUUUUUUGUGCAGGUAACAUCUACGGACAGGCUCAAGUGCAAGCACAGCAACAACAGCCACAACAACAGUACGCUCCACCGGGUUACGGUAAGUUCGAUCGGGGUACUGUAGAGAGCUUGUGUUGUACUGGCGAGUAAGAAACUUUAUUUUUGUGGAUUAGGGAAUGUAACUUAUUGUGGCCCUACUGCUAAAAAAAAGUUCGGUAGGGUAUCUAGCAGAGUCGAGCGGAAGAACUCACGGAAGAAUUUUUUUAAUCUUUUUUAGAAAAUGUUUUCAUGAAAUGUGAUCAACUGACGAAAUGUAUAGCAAAGUGAACUGUGCUCAUAGAAAAAUAUUUGUAAAUUUAGCUAUUCAUACAAAAAAGUUAUUCGAGUUGUUCCGUGAAAAAAGGAGGGCUAACGGAAGACGGAAGGAAUAACUUUUUUGUAUGAAAAGUUAAAUUUACACUUAUUUUUCUAUGAACAGAGUUCACUUUGCUAUACAUUUCGUCAGUUGAUCACAUUCCUUGCAAAAAUUUUCUAAAAAAGAUAAAAAUUCUUCCGUUGAGUCUAGGCUCUUCUGUAACUUAUAUAGUUUCAUGGAAUGUAUGGUUAGGCUAGGUCCUAUGAUCAAAAGUUUCAACAUGUCCUCAACGCUCAUUAAUCGCUAAUCCCUUGUCAUUUCGGUUACUUUACUGCAUAUUAUCGUUCCCGAUACUUGAAACUUCCCUCUCUUAUUUUGGCUUUUCCUCCUCGAAGACGCUUUCUUCUCUCUCCCUCUCUCUCUCUAUCUCUCUCUUUCUUCGGGUGGGGGAGCACGAUUGUUUGUCGACAUGUCAUUCAUUCGCUCAUAAUGCACACUGUUUGUGAGCAGGAGCAGGCCAGCCAGCAGCACAACGAGAAGGGCGACAACAAUUGGGGGGAGGGGAGCGCAAUCAAAAAGUGUUGGGCGAACUGAAGGCGGCGGCUCGGAUUGUACUUAUCAUGAAGCGAUUAAUGAUCAAUGGGGGUCUGGCAAUUCGAUAUUAAUCUAGUUAGAAAGUUACUAAUCUAAACGAGACCCAAUUAGAUUCGACUGUUUUUUCUUGGCGCAAUCGAGAUUUGAGCGCCAACAAACGGUUGGCGUGAAACUUGAUUUGAGCACUUAUUAAUCUAGCUAGACAAUUUAUUAAUCUAAUUAGGAGUCAUACACGGUCUCCAGAGCUGACAAUAUGGGCGUGGCCCCUCGGCCAAAUGGCUUUUUCGUGAAUUGAGCAGGUUUUCUCUGAUUUUUCUGGUCAAAGGCGAUGAAAAAUGAUUGUUCGACAUGAAAACACACUAAUUCUCACAGAAUUAAUGACGUUUUGGCGCUCAUUUUUCGCGGACUUUGCUUUUUCGCCGAUCGCCGCCCAAAAACUUCUCAUUUUGCGCUUUCUUGACCGUUUUCAGACAGAAUUGGUUUUGAGAAUGAUAAAUCACGUAAAUACAAACAUUUUGAGCGCUCGAACCGCGAAAAUUACCGAAAAGCAACUGAAAUUCGCGGAGUUUUAGCCAAAAACCUUCAAACGGAUAAAUGUGAUUUUCGACUUGACCAAAUUUAACGCCUAUACCAUCGGUCUAUCGAGAGACAAAUGAGAAAUUAUCGAUUUUUCGUGAUUAAUCUGGCAAAAAACACUAAUUUUGCUGUUAAAAUUUGAAUUUUGAAAUUUUUCUGUUAAAAUCCGCGUAGACUACGAUUAAAUGAAUAACGAAAUGCGCCAGAGGAAGGUUUUCUCGAAACAUCAACAUAGCCAUUUGAUGAAUUCAAAUUCCAGGCGACGCACAAACGUUCCAAUCCUCGUUCACCUAUUCGCAACAACCGGAACAGACGUAUCAGCAGCAACAACCGAUGCCGCAACAACAACCAUCGGCGGUUCAAUUCCACAGCUACAACUCGCAACCGGGCGUCCAAUACGGCGGCCAAUCGUCGUCCGCCGACGCGUUCUACCCGAAUCAGGCGGCGCUGACCGCAGCCGCCACGUCGUUCGCGACGAGUGCUGCACAGCAGUACGCACAGACGUUCGCGCAACAACAGCAGCAAAUGCCCGCGCAAAUCGAUCAGGCCAAUUUGGCCAAGUACUCACAGUAUCUCGACAUUUUGCAAAAAGCCUAUGGAAUUCAACUGCCCGGCGAGUUGACGAUGCAGCCGAAUAGUGGAGUACAAGCGGCCGGCGGACAGCAGCAACCACAGCAACAGGUACAUUCAAAUCAUCGAUGUAUCGAAACGUUGUCAACUGAUAAAUUGUUCGUCAAGACACGGUGUACAUUUUGUCAGUUGACAACUUUUUGAUAUCUCAACCGAUCGCUGAGAUACACGAGUUUUUCAAAAUAACUUUAUCGAUUAUAAUUCGUAGCCUAAUGGGGCUAUUCAGGGGAGGAAAAAAUGAUUGUUUUCCGUUUUUUUUCCCUAUUCAGCAAUGUCAAAAAAUGACGUUUUUUUCCGGCGGGUCUCGCAGCGAUUUCCCUGACGCGAAGCAUGCGGCUACUGUGAGAGACGCUGUAUGAGUGGAUUUACGAAAAUUUUUCUAAUUUUUCACCGAAAUUGCCACGUUUUUCCGCUAUUUUGAACCGAUUUUCACCGAAAAGCUCAAUGUUUUGAACGAUAUGACGAGGCACUCGAAGCUAUCCAAAAAACAAAAAGAAUUCAAGCGAAAUCGGUCGGAAAUAGCGGCAAGCGUGGCAAUUUCGCAUCAGUUACCAUAACAGAUAAAUAAGAACUGAAAUUCCGUUGAAAAUCGGUCGAAAAUAGCGGGAAAACGUGGCAAUUUCGCUGAAAAAUUUGAAAAAAAUUUCCCCUUCUCGUAAAUCCACUCAUAAAACGUCUCUCACAGUAGCCGCAUGAAAUCGCUGCGAGACCCGGAAACGCUUUGUUUCCGUUUUUUUUCCAUUUUUUGACAUUGCUGAAUAGGGAAAAAAACGGAAAACAAUCAUUUUUUCCUCCCCUGAAUAGCCCCAUAAAGAUAUUCGUCCUCAGGUGGUCCAACAACCGGCGCCUCAAACGUACGGUCAACCGCCGCAGCAACCACAGACGCAGACGUACUCGGGAUACCCUCAACAGCAAGUGGUUCAACCACAACCGCCACAGGCUCAGGCUGAAAUCACUUAUCAACAACAGCUCGCCGCCUAUCAGCAACAGCAACAGGUCUGCACUUUUUAUUGUUUUUUUUUCAUCACCUUGGAUAGUCUAUGCAUCCAAAAGACCACUAAAUGACUUAUUUUAGCAAAUUGCUCAACAGCAACAACAGCAACAAUUGGCCGCUCAGCAACAACAACAACAACAGGUGGGCGGAGACAUUUUGAGCUUUUUUCAGGGCUACCACCCCCUUUAAUUUAUAAUAUUCCACAACGCACGGCGACCAAAAGUGUAAAAAGGGGCGUGGCCUAAUCUGAGACGUGUUUUCUGAAAAUUCCAGCACUUUUCCGAUAUUUUUGUGUUUAAUAUCGACGAAAGAAGAGACAUUAAAGAGAGAAAACAUUGAAAUUUUCGUGAAAACGUCGCGUUUGAGACGUUUUUGGCAUAUUUCGCAAUUCGGAAUUUUCAAACCGGCCGAACUGGUUAGUUUUGAGACGAAGUGAGUGUCGGAAGUGAUUAAGCACGUUAAUACAAGUAUUUUAAGCGUUCAAACGGCAAAAAGUAUCGGCGAAUGAGUGAAAUUCGCGCAUUUUCAGCACAAAACUUGAAAAUCGAUUCAAUUCAUUUAUUUCUGAAUGAAACCUGCUCGUUUUAAGCUCAAAGUGCGCGAUGAUUAGUUUAAAAAAAGUUAUUAUGCAAUUACAUCGUCGAAACCCGUACAAAAAUUUGGUAAUUUUUGACGAAAAACAUGAAAAAUGGGAUUAAAUUUCGAAUUUCGCGCCAAAAUGGUGAUAAAUCGUGUACGCUAGGCCCCACGCCCCUUUCUACGUUUUUGGUCGCCGUGCGCAACGUUUGUUCCACAACAAAGUCGGUGAUUUACAGCUCGCCCAGCAACAAUCCCAACAGCAAGCUCAAGCUGCUGCUCAAGCCCAAGAGCAGCAGCGUCAGCAACAGGCCCAACAGGCCGCUCAGGCCCAACAGGCCGCCGAGCUGGCUCGUCAGCAAUUGGCUCAACAGCAACAACAACAGCAACAGCAAAAUCAGUACGGAGGAGUGCAACCGAAUGCGUACGCUCAGCCGCAACCUCACUCAAACCAAGGACCGCCGAUGAACUUCCUGCCGGCGCCUCAGCCCCAGGCCCCUCCAUUUGUGCAACAACCAGCGCCGACCCAACAACCGUACUACCCGCCACCACCACCUCCGGCCACACAAUCCCCAUCCUACAAUAACAACUAUCAGACGGCGGCGCUGGGACAGACGACCUAUGCGGGACAAGCGAAACCGCAAGUGUACACGUACCCGGGACCACCGCAGAGUCAGCCGCAAGUGCAAGUGCAGAAGCCGACGCACUCGACUUUGUACGGUCAUGAGAACAGUGUGAUCGAGGAGGACCAUGGAUCCGUAAUUUCACAGCAGCAAGUGGUCCCGCCACGACCUGUACAGCCACCGCAACCGAUGGUUGUUGCAACUGUGACACGGGCGCCGGUGGUCCCAAUGGUUGCGCCGACUUCGCCGGUGGUGGUGCCAAAGUCUCAGCCGAGACCACCACCAACUACUAGGGUAAGGGGCUAGGAUAUUUAAAACGCGAAUAUCUCGGCUGCCCGCAGAGAUAUCCAAAAGUUGUCAACUAACAAAUCGAGCAUUGAAACCGUGCUAUUGUACCAUUAUUUCAGCCGCCAACCCCGCCGACCCGUCCAUCGAGCCGUCCGCCACCACCUCCGACCACAAAAGCCGUCACCAGCCGUCCGACGGCCACGUCGGCGGUCACCGCGUCGCCGAGCCAGUCACUCACUCAACAGGUUUAUAUUCUUGGUCUUUUGUAUGAUUUCUGAACACUCCAUUUCUGUCUGAAACAUACCCUUUUUUGUCCACUAACCAACUUUCAGAUCCGCAAGUUGCCCGCCGUGCUCUACAUCGAUUCGCGUAACGAAAAAACAAAAGAGACGGAGACGCUGUUGCGAGACACUUACGGACUGCCCCUCGUCACUUUCUACGUCGACAAGGUUCGUCGGAUUCUAGGCCAUCUUCGCUUCCAAUGUCUAUCAGUUUGAAGUUGGGAAUUUCUAGAGAAUCCGAGGCCGCGCGUUGGGUUUCUAGGCCAUUAUGGGAGAAGUAGAGGGGCCACCUGGUUUCAAGGAUAAAUUAGGGAUUCUAGGACACCAAAAGCAGAAAGUUAGGCCACCAACUGUAUUUCUAGGCCAUCUUGGGAAGAGUUAGGCCACCAACUGUAUCUCUAGGCCAUCUUUGGAAGAAUUAGGUCACCAACUGUAUUUCUAGGCCAUCUUGGGACAAGUUAGGCCACCAACUGUGUUUCUAGGCCAUCUUGGGAAACGUUAGGUCACCAACUGUAUUUCUAGGCCAUCUUGGGAAAAGUUAGCUCACCAACUGUAUUUCUAGGCCAUCUUGGGAAAAGUUAGGCCACCAACUGUAUUUCUAGGCCAUCUUGGGAAAAGUUAGGCCACCAACUGUAUUUCUAGGCCAUCUUGGGAAAAGUUAGGCCACCAACUGUAUUUCUAGGCCAUCUUGGGAAAAGUUAGGCCAUCUUGGGAAACGUUAGGCCACCAACUGUAUUUCUAGGCCAUCUUGGGAAAAGUUAGGCCACCAACUGUAUUUCUAGGCCAUCUUGGGACAAGUUAGGCCACCAUGGGAAAAGUUAGGCCACCACCUCGUGCAUUUAUCUGUUUCAAGCAUUUCUAGGCCGCAUGGCGAUUUGGGAAUCUAGGCCGUCUUGGGAAAAGUUAGGCCACCAACUGUAUUUCUAGGCCAUCUUGGGAAAAGUUAGGCCAUCUUGGGAAAAGUUAGGCCACCAACUGUAUUUCUAGGCCAUCUUGGGAAAAGUUAGGCCAUCUUGGGAAACGUUAGGCCACCAACUGUAUUUCUAGGCCAUCUUGGGAAAAGUUAGGCCACCAACUGUAUUUCUAGGCCAUCUUGGGACAAGUUAGGCCACCAUGGGAAAAGUUAGGCCACCACCUCGUGCAUUUAUCUGUUUCAAGCAUUUCUAGGCCGCAUGGCGAUUUGGGAAUCUAGGCCGUCUUGGGAAAAGUUAGGCCACCAACUGUAUUUCUAGGCCAUCUUGGGACAAGUUAGGCCACCAUGGGAAAAGUUAGGCCACCACCUCGUGCAUUUAUCUGUUUCAAGCAUUUCUAGGCCGCAUGGCGAUUUGGGAAUCUAGGCCGUCUUGGGAAAAGUUAGGCCACCACCUCGUGCAUUUGUCUGUCUCAAGCAAGGUUCAUCAUUCAAAUGUUCAGAUUGAAAAGCCGGCGGCGAUCGAACGACAACUGCACCAACUGACCGCCCACAAAGGAAUGCCGUACCUGUUCAUUUGUGGAACAUUCAUCGGAAGUACGUAAUCGUCUACAGUACCCCGCGCGAACCAUGCACACGUUUUCAGGCGACUCACACAUUGAAAACUACCACUCGAACGGUCAAAUUCCGCAAUUGGUCGAGUACGUGUGCGGUGACGAGAAGAAGAAGAAGAAGAAUAAGACGACGGCAAAGACGACGGCGACUUAG